Messenger RNA from Pararge aegeria (speckled wood butterfly), 2096 nucleotides. RefSeq names its product programmed cell death protein 4 (gene Pdcd4). The coding region runs from base 222 to 1571 and encodes 449 amino acids. The record is from RefSeq and is a predicted model, not a curated record. The transcript is spliced from 11 exons. Gene Ontology annotation, biological process: negative regulation of DNA-templated transcription. Gene Ontology annotation, cellular component: cytosol; nucleus. Lineage: Eukaryota; Metazoa; Arthropoda; Insecta; Lepidoptera; Nymphalidae.
GUUAUUGUGCCAACUUCACGUUAAUGUGCUCUCAAAACAAAUACGUAUAUUGCAUGCUGUACACAAUUCCGUGCGCCUAGUUCACCCAUACUCUAUAUGUGUUCAAUUUGCGACUGAUUAUCCAAUAUCUCGUACUAGAAUCCUAGUGGAUUCGUUCAGGAGUUCGCUGAGCUCGUAUUUGCGCCCCCCAGUCCCGUUCGGAGCCGGUCGUCGUCGUAAAAAUGGAAGUUGAUCGCGUCGCGUCGGACUCUGAAAACGUGGCGGUGGACGAAAAACUAGUCGAGGUUGAAGCUGCUGGGGACGCGACUGCGUCUCAACCGGAAAAAUUACGCCGUAGGAGUAAGAAGUAUGUCCGUAGCAAUAGCAAGGAAACCGCGACUCCGGUAACCGGUGUUGCAGCUUCAUUACCGAAAUAUCGUAAUUGGAAGAACAGCCGUCGUUCUCGCAAUGGACACGGCAGGGGCCUGCCCAAGAAAGGUGGCGCCGGUGGUAAAGGAGUAUGGGGAGCUCCAGGAUCGGAGCUCCUGGAGGAGUAUGUGGAAGACGCCAACGAUCCCAACUACGACUCCGAGGCUGUCAUCAAUGGUGACGUGGAGUUCAAGCAGGUCAUCGUGGAAGCUGACCCCGAAGAGAUAGCGCGUAAAUCUGAACCUGUGAUACUGGAGUACUUCGAGCACGGUGACACAAAUGCAGCGGCGGAGGACUUCUUGGAAUACCUGACUGCCAUGAGGAGUCACGUUGUCUGCGAAACGAUAAUAGAAAUAGCUCUGGAACACAAACCCUCCCACUGCGAGAUGGCCUCCGUGCUUAUAUCCGACCUCUACGGCAGGGUGUUCUCCGCGAAGGAUAUUGGCUAUGCGUUCGGACGGCUGCUGGACAAGUUGCCUGACCUCGUCCUGGACACGCCGGACGCGGCUGUCCUGCUGUCCAACUUCAUCGCCCGGUGCGUGGCGGACGAUUGCCUGCCACCCAAGUUCGUGCAGACUCAGAUGGACCGGAGCCAGGAACUCAACACCCACGCCAGACAAGCAAUCCACAGGGCGGAAACCCUGUUAUCAAUGAAGCAAGGUUUAGUGAGGCUGGACAACAUAUGGGGGGUCGGCGGUGGUAUCAGGCCAGUGAAGUCCCUCAUCAGGCAAAUCCAGCUGCUCCUUAAGGAGUAUCUGACGUCCGGCGACCUGGUGGAGGCGAUGCGUUGCGUCAGGGAUCUGGAGGUGCCACAUUUCCACCACGAGCUAAUUUACGAGACAGUAUUAUUAGCGGUGGAGGCCAUUAACUCUACUGUUGAGGAGCAACUGUGUACGUUCCUCGCAGAGUUACGUCGGAGUGUCAUCGUCACGCCCGAUCAGAUGGAUAGGGGCUUCCUUAGAGUUCUGGAGGACAUGUCCGAUAUAGUUCUAGACGUGCCAUUAGCGUAUAUAAUGCUGGAUCGUUUUGUGGAGCGCUGCCAGUCGCGGUUCCGACUGGGCGCUAACGUGCUUGAGCGCAUGCCCACUCGGGGCCGCAAGCGCUUCGUGUCUGAAGGUGACGGCGGCAUGAUCAAAGACCACGCGCUCAAACUGCGCGAGUAAGCACGUGGCGUGCCGUACGCACAAACUGACGCGUUUUCUGUUGCAGAUUGCGUAACAUAUUUGUCGGUGGCGUGCGUAUGGCGCGAAAAUGUGAACAAGUAAAAUUAAAGUGAAACAUAUAUUUUUAAUUAGGUUGGCACGCCUGAAAACUAUAAACAAAAUGCUUUUUUAAUGUCUUAAAUAAAUAUAAUUAACAUAGAGAUUAUAUGAUUUCGUUGAUAUUAUCUGGCGUGCGAAUUGCGCGCACCAGUUGAAUUGUAAAGUUAGCGGCCAUUUUGUGGUGGGAAAGUAUUUUUUUUUAAUUUUGAAUCUGUCGCAAAGACAAACUAAUUAUUUAGAAUAUUUUUCGUCUGUGGCGCUAUCAGCUUUGGCUGAAAAGCAUAGACAGUAGAUUUCUCAGUUAACAUUCUUACCGCAAGAAUAAAUAGUACAAAAAACCAAUCUUCAUAUUUUUUUGUAUUGUAUUAAUCCAUAAUCUGUUAUAGGAUUGCAAUAAUCUAUAAAUAAAUUAUUUUAUGAACAUCA